AUGCUUGCCCAGAGCCCUAGAGGUACACCCCCGCCAACACCACACCUUACUAUUCUAAAUACAUAUCUCAAGCCAAAGUUGCUAACGAGAUUGGAGAAACGGGUAAAAAGGAAGACAGUGGUGGCGAUGAAGGAGCUGAGCCAGCAAAUCCAAGAAAAUAAGUGCCGGCGGGACAGGCUGCUGAAGGACAGCAGGCAGCUACUAGAGGAAAAAUACCGCGUGCAGGCUGAAAACCAGCUUUUCAUGGAAUACCUGCGGAAAAAUAAGGAACAGUGGGAAAAGAAACAGGAGGCGGCGUGGAAGCAGUACGUCCAAGAAUGUGGCGAGAUAGAACGAAGGAGACAAGAAUUGGCAUCCAGAUACAACCGGAGAAAUGCAGCUCUUCAAGACCAGCUCCUACAGGGCAGAAAGACCCAGAAGGAUUUGAAGCAGCAGCUGCAGGCACUGGAGCCAGUUUACAAGAUAAAGGAGAGGCAGGACACGAAAAUACAGGCCUUAAAGAAGGACCAAGAGAAAGUCCGAGAUGAGACUGCGGCCAAGGAUCAGGAGGCACACUUCCGGUUCCUGCGGGAAAAGGCACUGAUGGAGAAGGAGCUGGAAGAAUGGCACCUGAUGGAGCUGGGGCAGGUCAACACCACAGGGCUUAUGAGGAAGUACAAGGCCUUGGCGCUAGCAGCCAAGCAGGCCCAUUCUGAGUUCUGUGGCAGCCUCCACAAGGAGAACCAACAGCUACGCAGGGAGUUUCAGCAACUGAGCCAGGAGUACACCAGAUUGGAUGUUGUGAGGAGCCAGCUGGAAAAGCGUCGGCAGCUGGUGAAGGAGCAGCAGUGGUACCUAGAAGCCUUGACCAGAGGGCGGCAGCGGCUGCAGGCAGAACGCGAGCGCCAUCAUCGUGGUCAUAAUCCAUGCCUCAAGGAACAGAGAGCUUCAAAGACCAUGCCGAGCACCAAAUCAAGAACAAGUUCAAAGUAA
Messenger RNA from Arvicanthis niloticus (Nile rat), 972 nucleotides. RefSeq names its product coiled-coil domain-containing protein 121-like. Lineage: Eukaryota; Metazoa; Chordata; Mammalia; Rodentia; Muridae. The record is from RefSeq and is a predicted model, not a curated record.